Messenger RNA from Clunio marinus, 2233 nucleotides. The record is from the annotation of a GenBank genome assembly. NCBI's taxonomy places the organism in Eukaryota, Metazoa, Arthropoda, Insecta, Diptera, Chironomidae.
AUAAACAGAAAAAUAUAAACUUCAAGAAUCAUUAAAAUAAAUAUUCACAUUAAAAUGGGCAUCCAAGGAUUAAUUUCAUUCUGUGAGCAAGCAACUACACCAAUAACAAUUAGUCAAAUUAAAGGAAAAUGUGUUGCCGUCGAUUCUUAUUGUCUUCUUCAUCGAGGAGCUUACAGUUGUGCUGAUAAAUUAAUUAAAGGAAUCAAAACUUCUUCUCAUAUAGACUUUAGUAUGAAAUAUGUUUCUAUGUUGUUAUCACUUAAUAUUAAACCAAUCAUGGUGUUUGAUGGACGAAAUCUUCCAGCUAAAGCACUGACAGAAACGAAAAGAAGGAAGGAUCGUGAAAUUGCUAAGGAGAAAGCAAAAGAACAUUUAAGAGGUGGAAAGAUUGAUGAAGCACGGAGGGAAUUUGCAAAAGCCGUUGAUAUUACACAUGAACAUGCAAUAGAAUUGAUGAAAGAGUGUCGUAAACUUGGAGUUGAAUGUAUCACAGCGAUGUAUGAAGCUGACAGUCAAUUAGCAUAUUUAAAUAAAAAAGGAAUUGCUGAAUAUAUUAUAACUGAAGACAGUGACUUGAUCUUGUUUGGAUGCCAAAAAAUCAUCUUCAAACUUCAACUAGAUGGACGAUGUUUGCUGUUCGACGCAAGCAAAUUACAUUUGACACUCAACACAUCAGAAGAGAAAUUUUCAUUUGAUAAAUUUCGACGUAUUUGCAUUCUAUCUGGUUGUGAUUAUUUAGAUAACUUAUACGGUGUUGGACUUGCAAAAGCAAAGAAAUUUAUGAUGCUCACUGAGGAAGAAGACAUGAAACGAGCUUUGUUGAAAAUUCCUUCAUAUUUAAACAUGAAGAAGUUAACAAUAACUGACGAAUAUAUCGAAGGAUUUUUAAAAGCUGAAGCAACAUUCAAGUACAUGUUCGUGUAUGAUCCUUUAAAGAGAGAAAUGUUGAGACUGAAUCCAAUUGAUGAUAAUGAUCCAGAACUUGCGUACUGCUCAAAUGCUGGUGAACUACUUGAACCUGAAAUCGCAUAUCAAUUGGCGUUAGGCAAUUUAAAUCCUCGAACAUUUCACAAAAUGGAAAAUUUCGACCCAAAUGGCAAUUUAACAAAUGUAAAGAAACCAAACAACAUUAGAACUGCUAGACAUGAAAUCAUAUGGAAAUUUAACAGUGAAAUGAUCAAUAACAAACAAAAAUCUACUUGGAAACAACAAUCUCGUCUUACCACUUUUCUGGGAACUAAAAGUAUUCAAAAGAAACAACUUUUGGAAGUGCAGAACAUUAUAGAUCAAGAAAAUCAUGUGACAACUGAAGUUGAAAUGGAUGAUUUGUUAUCUUCAUAUGUUUCGCCAGAAGUAUCGACAUCAAAAAGAAGAAACAAAGAUGAACCAGAUCGUGAAGAACAUCUUAGUGUUAAUCCAUUUGCAAAACGACAUCAAAGUGAUGACAGAAAACUUUCUGCCAAACCUUCUCUCUUGAAAUCCUUUCUGAAUGGAGAAAAGAAAGAAAACAAUAAACUUGAUCAUCGAGUUGUAAGUAGAUUUUUUGCUGGAAAAGAUAAAUCAAUAAAAAAGACUGAAACAAAUCUAACUACGGAAGACUGCACAGAAUUAGCUGAAAUGCUUUCAAACUGUCAAGAAAAGAUGCUGAAACAUAAACAAUUUUAUGAGGAUACCAAAUCGUUUGAAAGAUCUAACAACGAUGAAGAAGAUGAUUCUAAAAAUGUCAGUUUUGAAUCUUCUAUUAGCAAUGAAGAUACUGAAAUUAUAACAAAAGAAACUGAAAACUUAAACGAUGAAAAGAUAAUCGUUUUGGAAAAAUUUGAGUUAAAACCAAAGCUUGAAAUUAGCUUCAAUGCAUCUUCUCACGAGGCAAGUAAUAUAAAAUCAUCAUUGAACCUGAAAACCAACCUUCCUAAAGUCAACAACAAAAGAAAGCCUUCAGCAAAAAAAUCCUCUGGUAGCAUAACAAACGUUAGUUCUUCUGAAAACUCAUCAAUACAGACGAAGCUUAGUAAGUUUGGAUUUCAAAAGAAAACCACAAUAAAUUUGAUAUAAAAUAAAAUAAUAAAACAUAAGCUUCACUCUUUUUACACUCAAAUCUUGUGUUUUGGGGAAAAUCAUAGCGAGGGAAAAAUAAUUUUGAAUAGUUCCACAGCAAUUUCUGAAAUUUGUAGAAUUUUUCAUCAAUUAAUUUUAAAGAUAUAAAUAAGGAUAUAAAUAUGGUUAAAAUGGA